Molecule: messenger RNA, 1320 nt
Organism: Schistosoma margrebowiei
Lineage: Eukaryota; Metazoa; Platyhelminthes; Trematoda; Strigeidida; Schistosomatidae
Source: the annotation of a GenBank genome assembly
AUGUUCAUAUUCAAUGGUUUCCAUAUACAUUUACAAUCAUUUUUAUUAUUAUUUGUAUAUUUAACUUGGAUCCAUUCAAUUGUUUAUGGUCUAGUACCAGUAAAUGGUAAUAAGAAUGAAACAGUUACAACAACAACACCAUCACCAUUAACAACAACAACAACAACAACAACACCACAUUCUAAUUCAACUCAUGAAACUAUUUCAAAUACAUCAACUAUAACAAAUAGUACUUCAAGUAGACAUAGUGUAAUUCAAGCAGCAUCAUUUACAAUGACUGAUUUAUCAUAUUAUGAUUAUAAACCAAAUUCAUUGAGUCAUAAUGAAGAAUAUAAAAUUAAAUCAAAUGAACAUUAUGAUAAACAUAAAGUUAAUUAUGAACAAUAUUUUAAAAAUUAUGAUCAAUCUUAUCAUCACAAACACAAACAUCAUCAUCAUCAUCAUCACCAUCAUCAUCAUCGUCAUCAUGAACAUGAUGAUCAUGAUGAUCAUGAUCAUAGUCAUGAUCACGAUCAUGACCAUAGUCAUGAUCACGAUCAUGAUCAUAAUCCUAAACAUUCUUCUAAAGAAGAUAAAAAUCCAAAAACAAUAUCAUCUGAAUGGAUCUAUGAUAAAUUAAAAGAAUAUUUAAAUUGUAUUUAUGUGAAACAAAUUAAUUGUGAAGAUCAAUUUGUUACAGAAUUACAAUUGAAAUUAUUAAAAAUUCAAUCAAAUCAACAACAACAACAACAAAAAGAUGAACAUUAUAAAUCAAUCUCAUCUGAAAGUGUCAAACAAAUUCCAAUAAUAUCUGUUCAAAUAGAUAAAACAUCAUUAGAAACAAAACAUGAAGAUGAUCAUUCACAUAAAGAACAUCAACAUAAAAGAGAACAUAAAGAAAUUAGAAAAGAUUUAUCUACUAUAUAUCAUAUAAAUAAUCAUCAAUUUGAAAUAAGUAGACAUAAAGAAAUAGAACAAAUAGAGAAAUUUUAUUCACAUGAAUCUGAUCAAAGUUUAGAUAAUGAUAAACAUUCCAAUUAUUAUCAUAAUGAUCAUCAUGAUCGUCAUCAUCAUAAUCCUCGACAUCAUCAACAUCCUCCUCCUCCUCCUCCUGAUCAUCAUCGUCAUAAAGAUCAUCAUGAUCGUGAUCAUCAUCAUCAUCAGCAGCAUCAUCAUCAUCAUCGUUCAUCUUCAUAUUAUAAAGAUGGAUGGUUGGAAAAACUAGAUAAAAUGAUACCAAGCUUGGAUGAUGAUGAUGACGAUGAAGAGCAUCGUCAUAAACACAAAGAUAAACAACCACAUCGUCGUCCAAUAUAUCGAAAGUAUUCAAACAAAUAUUAA